CAGAGGGGGAGAGAGAGAGAGAGAUAUAAAGGGGGAUACAGUAACGCUAGAUCCAUGGCAGAAACAGCGUAGCAAAAUCCUUUUCUCUCUUCUUCUUCUUUUUGUCUUCUUCCUCAUCCAUCCAUUCUUCUUCUUCUCUCUUCUUAUUCUCCUCCUAACCGAAAACUAAUCUCUCUCUCUCUUCCCCGGAAUCAAAGGCUCAGGGGAUCGGAGUAUCGCCGGAAUUAUACAAUUACGGUUGCUUCCUUGUUGAGACUCUCUGGUACAAUGCCAUCUGAUAUAUCGGAACCCAGAGCUGGAGGAACAGACCUUCGCACCACUCCUCCUCAGCAGAAACUGUAUGGGUUCAUGAAAACCAAUCCAGUGCCUGAAGGUGGCGGGGACAGAAGUUCUAAUCGACCGCAACAAUCAAGCUUCUCUGCGGCUCUUCCAUCUGCUAUCCCUAAUGGAAGAACAUCAGCUGCAAGUGAUUCUCACUGGGAGAGCAGCCUCUUUUCCAGCUCCUUCUCUGAAAUAUUCAGUAGAAAACUAAGGCUACCAAGAAGUGAUAAUUUGUCCUUUAUGCCUGCGUACCCCGAGGAAGAACCUUCUCAGUCUUUACAAGAGAUGGAGGCUCAAACCAUUGGAAACCUUCUUCCAGAUGAGGACGAUUUUUUUGCUGGAGUGGUCGGCCAUAAGUCUCGUGCCAAUGGAGGAGAUGAUUUGGAUGAUUGUGAUCUAUUCAGCAGUGUUGGUGGCAUGGAACUAGAGGGCGAUGUUUUUUCGUCUGUGAGUCAAAGAGCCGGUAAGAGAGGAGGCAGCAAUGUUUUCGGUGUUGGUGAGCCCCCUCGAGGAGAGGUUUCAUCCAGAGUACUUUUUGUUACGAAUAUGGAUAGCAUCAUUGAAGAUUACGAGCUCAGGGCCCUUUUUGAGCAAUAUGGAGAUGUCCGGGCUCUUCAUACGGCUGGCAAGAAUCGUGGCUUUAUCCUGGUAUCAUACUAUGAUAUAAGGGCUGCUCAGAAUGCGAUGAGAGCACUCCACGGUAGGCUCUUAAGGGGAAGGAAGCUUGAUGUUCAUUACCAUAUCCCAAAGGAAAAUUCUGGAAAAGAGAACGCCAGCGAAGGAGCUCUGUUGGUUAAUAAUCUGGAUUCUUCUGUAUCCAGUGAAGAGUUUUACAGAAUUGUUAGUUCAUACGGAGAAAUCAGAGAGGUUCGUCGAAUGAUGCCUGAGAAUUCACAGAUAUACAUAGAGUUCUUUGAUGUUCGAACCGCAGAGGCCGCUCUCCGAGGACUAAAUGGGCUUGAGAUUGCUGGGAGGCAGCUUAAACUUGCGCCAUACUUUCCAGAGGGAACAAGUUUCACUUCACAGUUUGCUGCAGAUGAUGUUGAGGGAGGUCUACCUAAAAUGGCUUUUAAUAAUCUUUCAUCAGCACAGAUAGGAAGACAUUACCCAGGAAUAUUAGCUUCAACCUCCACCAAUGGUGGAUCUAUGCGCAUGAUGCAUCAUUCUGUUGGGUCACCUGUGAACUCCUUCUCUGAACGUCAUCAGAGUCGAGAUAUUCCUAUUGGAAUGCCAACAUCGACCAGAAUCAUCUCCGCUAGCAAGCCUGUUGGUCUUCAAGAGUCUGGAAACCCUUUUGAUAGUUCAAACACGGGGAUCCAAAGCAUGCCAAACCUCCAUCCUCAUUCUCUUCAUGAAUACCUUGACAACUUUGCAAGUGGUAGUCCAUACAAAUCCUCUACCGCAUUCUCUGAAAUGGUCAGUGAUGGCCAGAAAGCAAAUGAAGGCUUUAUGAUGAGCAAUGUUCGUGGAGUUGGCGUAGAUGGGUUUAAUGGAGGUGUCAUAGGAUCACCGGCAAAUGGAGGAUCCCAUCGUGCGAAUCCCAACUUGUGGAGCAGCUCUAACCCGUCAAAUGGCAUGAUGUGGCCUAACUCACCAUCUCGCGUCAACGGCAUUACUUCUCAGCGCAUCCCACCUGUUACUGGAUUCUCUAGAGCAUCUCCUUUAAUGGUGAACAUGGCAUCAUCGCCUGUGCACCACCACAUUGGAUCUGCCCCGGUCUUCAACUCGCCAUUUUGGGAUAGAAGACAGACCUAUGUAGCUGAACCACCAGAAUCUUCUGGAUUUCACUUUGGUUCUCACGGUAGCAUGGGAUAUCCUGGCUCUUCUUCCUCACAUGCAAUGGAAAUGGCUUCUCAUAAGGUUUUUUCUCAUGCUGGUGGGAAUCGCAUGGAUGCCAAUUCCAGCAAUGCUGUUUCGCGAUCAUCGCGACAGAUGCCCCACUUCUUGUCUGGAAGGAACCCGAUGCUCUCAGUGCCAGGCUCAUUUGACUUGCCUAAUGAACGAUACAGAAACCUCUCUCAGAGAAGAAGCGAGUUUAGCUCUAGUAAUGCUGAGAAGAAACUGUUUGAGCUUGAUGUUGAUCGCAUAUUGCGCGGGGAGGACAGCAGAACUACAUUGAUGAUCAAAAACAUUCCUAACAAGUAUACUUCUAAGAUGCUCCUAGCUGCCAUUGAUGAGUACUGUAAAGGAACAUAUGACUUCCUUUAUUUGCCUAUUGAUUUCAAGAACAAAUGCAAUGUGGGAUAUGCUUUCAUCAACCUCACCGAACCUGAAAAUAUUGUCCCGUUUUACAAGGCAUUCAAUGGUAAGAAGUGGGAAAAAUUCAACAGCGAGAAGGUGGCAUAUCUUGCGUAUGGUCGGAUCCAGGGAAAAUCAGCUCUUAUUGCUCAUUUCCAGAACUCAAGUUUGAUGAACGAAGACAAACGUUGUCGGCCUAUUCUCUUUCACACCGAUGGUCCAAAUGCUGGUGAUCAGGAACCAUUCCCAAUGGGUACGAACAUCAGGUCAAGACCAGGGAAGCAUCGAACAAGUAGCAUCGAGAACUACAACAACAACUUUAGCAGCAGCUCAGAGAACAGAGAAGAGCCUCCAAAUGGGACGGACUCGUUCUAACCGAUGAGGCAGAGACAGUUUUCAUGUCAUAAGCCAGACUAACCCCUUUAGACGUCUUCUUCUAUCAGAGAAACCCCAAUAGGUAAAAACACCCCAUAGCUGUGUAAAUCUUUGGGGGUGGUAAAUUUACCUGGAGAGAAAAAAACUCAUUUUGAAGUGGAGAAAGUUAUUGGACUUUGGUUUUAUAAACUUGUUUUUGAGACGAGUUUUGUUGUAUCAUUAAACACCCAAAGAGAAAUCUUGCUGGCUUUUUUUAUUUUUGGAACUUUUUGGUUUAAUUGUUUUGGGUUGUCUACAAGGACCUUUCUUUGUACUUUUGCUUAGAAAAUGUAGCAACAACCUAGUACAAUGUGUUCAGUUUCUUUG
Molecule: messenger RNA, 3300 nt
Organism: Brassica rapa (field mustard)
Lineage: Eukaryota; Viridiplantae; Streptophyta; Magnoliopsida; Brassicales; Brassicaceae
Product: protein MEI2-like 4
Molecular function (GO): RNA binding
Source: RefSeq, a predicted model, not a curated record